GACCCCCUUGAGGUGGUGCGGGACAAGUGUGCGCAGGCAGAGCACUGCGUCCACGCCAGGGCGAAACUGGAGGACUGCGAAUCUAGGGUCGGCUCCAAGUCCGAAACCAGAGAGGACUGCACUGAGGAGCUUUUUGACUUCCUCCAUGCGCGGGACCACUGUGUACGUGAGAUCUACCCAGACACUUUCACCAACAGUGAACAAGAGGGUUCAAGGGAAUACAUACAAGCAGGCAUGAGAGUGCAUGUGACUCCAUUGAUAGCGCCCUGCAGCUCUUGAUAGAGCCUACUCAAAUCAAAUGUUAUUUGUCACAUGCUUCAUAAACAACAGGUGUAGACUAACAGUGAAAUGCUUACUUACGGGCCUUUCCCAACAAUGCAGAGAGAAAAACAAUAGAAAAAUAAUAACACAAGGAAUAAAUACACAAUGAGUAACGAUAACCUGGCUAUAUACACAGUGUUCGACCUUCCCAAGUUCUCUCAGGUCACCCCGCUCCUCCGCACACUCCACUGGCUUCCAGUUGAAGCUUGCAUCUGCUACAAGACCAUGGUGCUUGCCUACGGAGCUGUGAGGGGAACGGCACCUCCGUACCUUCAGGCUCUGAUCAGUCCCUACACCAAAACGAGGGCACUACGUUCAUCCACCUCUGGCCUGCUGGCUCCCCUACCUCUGUGGAAGCACAGUUCCCGCUCAGCCCAGUCAAAACUGUUCGCUGCUCUGGCACCCCAAUGGUGGAACAAGCUCCCUCACGACGCCAGGACAGCGGAGUCACUCACCACCUUCCGGAGACACUUGAAACCCCACCUCUUUAAGGAAUACCUGGGAUAGGAUAAAGUAAUCCUUCUACCCCCCCUUACCCCCCCCCCCCAAAAAUAAAAUAAAUAAAUAAUAAUAACCUAUUGUAAAGUGGUUGUCCCACUGGCUAUCAUAAGGUGAAUGCACCAAUUUGUAAGUCGCUCUGGAUAAGAGCGUCUGCUAAAUGACAAAUGUAAAUGUAAUUUAAAUGUACCAGUACCGAGUCGAUGUACAGGGGUACGAGCUAAUUGAGGUAGAUAUGUACAUAUAGGUAGGGGUAAAGUGACUAGGAAACAGGAUAGAUAAUAAGAAGUAGCAGCGUAUGUGACGAGUCAAAAGAGUUAGUGCAAAGGGGGGGUCAAUACAGACAGUCCGGGUAGCUAUUUGGUUAACUAUUUAGCACUCUUAUGGCUUGGUGGUAGAAGCUGUUCAGGGUCCUGUUGGUUCCAGUCUUGGUGCAUCAGUACCACUUGCUGUGCAGUAACAGAGAGAACAGUAUGACUUGGGUGGCUGGAGUCUUUGACCAUUUUCAGGGCCUUCCUCUGACUCCGCUUAGAGGUCCUGGAUGGCAGGGAGCUCAGCCCCUGUGAGGUACUGGGCUGUACGCAGUACCCUCUGUAGCACCUUGCGGUUGGAUGCCAAGCAGUUGCCAUACCAGGCGGUGAUGCAGCCAGUCAAGAUGCUUUCAGUGGUGCAGCUGUAUAACUUUUUGAGGAUCUGAGGGCCCAUGCCAAAUCUUUUCAGCCUCCUGAGGGGGAAGAGGCAUUGUCGUGCCUUCUUCACGACUGUGUUGGUGUGUGUGAACCAUGUUAAUUCCUUAAUGAUGUGGACACCGAGGAACUGGAAGCUCUCGACCCUCUCCACUACAGCCCGUCGAUGUGGAUGGGGGCGUGCUUGGCCAUCCGUUUCCUGUAGUCCAUGAUCAGCUACUUUGUCUUGCUGCUUAUGAGGGAGAGGUUGUUGUCCUGGAAACACACCUGCCUGGUCACUGACCUCCUCUCUAUAGGCUGUCUCAUCGUCGUUGGUGAUCAGGCCUACCACUGUAGUGUCGUAAGCAAACUUAAUGAUGGUGUUGGAGUUGUCCGCGGUCACACAGUCGUGAACAGGGAGUACAGGAGGGGACUAAGCAUGCACCCCUGAGGGGCCCCCGUGUUGAGGGUCAGCGUGGCGGAUGUGUUGUUGCAUACACUCACCACCUGGGGGCGGCCCGUCAGGAAGUCCAGGAUCCAGUUUCAGAGGGAGGUGUUUAGUCCAAGGGUCCUUAGCUUAGUAGUGAGCUUGAAGGGCACUAUGGUGUUGAACACUGAGCUGGAAUCAAUGAACAGCAUUCUCACAUAGGCAUUCCUCUUGUCCAGGUGGGAGAGGGUAGUGUGGAGGGCAAUAGAGAUUGCGUCAUCUGUGGAUCUGUUGGGGCGGUAUACGAAUUGGAGUGGGUCCAGGCUGUCUGGGAUGAUGGUGUCGAUGUGAGCCAUAACCAGCCUUUCAAAGCAUUUCAUGGCUACAAAUGUGAGCGCUACGGGGCGAUAGACAUUUAGACAGGUUACCUUGGCGUUCUUCUGCACAGGGACUAUGGUGGUCUGCUUGAAACACGUAGGUAUUCCAGAUUGGUACUGUAUGUAGGCUGGAGGUAGAUCUCUGUCUGCCAAGAAUGAACAUGACGAGAGAGUGAUAUCAGUGGGUUCACCUCAAUCGUACACAGUGGCUCCCUCUCCUUGUCUCCUCUCCUUCAUCUGUACUGUUCUGAAAACAGUUGACAGCACUGUGGUUGAAACCAUACUGGGUGUUUGCUUUCACCUGUCCAGUUUCUUCACCUCAGUGUAGAUGAUAGAGGGGAAACGAGGAGAGGAAGCGACUUAAGACUAUUGAGAUGCAGUCAGUGUAUUCGAGAGAUACGUAGCAGUAUACCCCCUCCCUAUAUCUCUAGGGAAAAGAAUAGCCUAGUAUUACUGUCAGCAUUGGGAUAAACAUCCAGGUGUACCACCACAACUGAUGCAUGGGUAAAUUAGAUGACUCAACGUUUGAACUUCUACAGCCAAGAUUAUAUCAAUUUUCAGGAGUCAGUGGAUUUACUCUAUAACAUGUUCCUCCUUCAUUAAGUUCCUCAUGAUUGGAGAUCUUAGAAUCUGAGUACAGUACAUUUUCAUUUUACAUUUUCGUAAUUUAGCAGACGCUCUUAUCCAGAGCGACUUACAAAUUGGAUACAGUAGUUGAAUAGCAGGAUGGAGGAGAAGGCUGUGGAGAAACAGGGACAGAAGAGUGGACCGAACCUCAUUUGGUGAUAAGGUUGUGUGCUUUCUAUCGUCAGACAGGAGGAAUGAAGAGAAAAUACUCCAACUUUGGAUGGGAUAACUAGCUACUUAAGGAGACAAAAGUGUCACUCACUUUGCAUACAUUUGUACAAGACAGUUUGCAAUAACUUGCCCUUUAAUUUCUGUCCUCCAGGUGGCUCACAAAGUCUUCCAUUCUGUCAAGUAAAGUCCCUCCAGCUCCCUGCACUACUGGUGGAAGUUCCCGGUCAGAUAUAG
This is a messenger RNA of Coregonus sp. 'balchen', 3320 nucleotides long. The record is from the annotation of a GenBank genome assembly. NCBI's taxonomy places the organism in Eukaryota, Metazoa, Chordata, Actinopteri, Salmoniformes, Salmonidae.